Morchella importuna is the source of this 918-nucleotide messenger RNA. RefSeq lists its product as uncharacterized. The coding region runs from base 1 to 918 and encodes 305 amino acids. Gene Ontology annotation, biological process: glutamate metabolic process. NCBI's taxonomy places the organism in Eukaryota, Fungi, Ascomycota, Pezizomycetes, Pezizales, Morchellaceae. The transcript is spliced from 6 exons. The record is from RefSeq and is a predicted model, not a curated record. Gene Ontology annotation, molecular function: D-glutamate cyclase activity.
AUGCCCCUCCCAACCCCCGCCGAAUCCCUCCGCCUCGCGUGCCGCACAAACACACACACAACCUCCACCUCCCUCCUUACCCCCACAAUCCAAGCCAACCUCCUCGUCCUCCCCUCCCGCCACGCCGCCUCCUUCCGUGCCCUUUGCGCCCGCAACCCUGUCUCCUGCCCCCUCCUCUGGACUACCCCUCCUGGCACCCCCACAACCCCCCUCGCCCCAACCGCCGACCUCCGCACCGACCUGCCCAAAUACAACAUCUACCUCGACGGCAUCCUCCAGACCCCUGAGGGCGUACUAGACAUCAAGAACGAGUGGUCGCCCGACCACGUCGGUUUCCUUAUCGGCUGCUCGUUCUCGUUCGAGACGGCGCUGGAGCGCGCCGGACUGCCGCCGAGACACACGCUGUGCACGCCGCCGCGGACGGUGCCCAUGUUCCGGACUACGGUGCCGCUGUGUCCCGCGGGGGUAUUUACGGGCGGGGUGAUGGUCGUGUCGAUGCGUUCGUAUCCGCCGGGGCGGGUGGAGGAGGUGCGUGACAUCACGCGGCGGUUUGGGAGGCAGCAUGGCGAGCCUGUUGCGUGGGGGUGGGAGGGCGCGGAGACGCUGGGGGUGGCAGAGAAGAUGCGGGAGGGCAGGGUGGAUUUUGGGGAGUGGGUGGAGGUGGCUGUUAUGGAAAGUGGGAUUGGGGGCGUGGUGUUGAGCCAUUUCCCGGGGUGCAUGUUUGUGAGUGAUGUGCUGGCGGAGGAUGAGGCGGAGCUGGAGUCGGUGGUUAAGGCUUUGGAUGUUGUGGAGGAGGUGGGAAUGAUCACUUGUGAAUACAUUCCUCAUAUACCCACCAGGAUUUUAGCUACCCCCGGGUGGUGGUGUGCCGGGGCGGGGGUACGAACGUACUCGUUAUAUUACAGUCAUUGUUGUUGA